UGAACGCAGCUGACACCGCUCGUCCAAUGAUAUCGGUCCACAUGCAGCGCAGGGAAGAGGGGCAGCAGUGAGGCAGUGAGGCAGCGAGGCUCUUUGAUAAAGACAGACCGUCAGCGGAGACACACGCACAGACAGAGACAGACACAGAGAGACAGAGAGCUGCGUACGCGGAAAGACACGGUGAAACACGGAGGGACCCCGGACACCGCGUGAAUGCAGCACCUACGACACGAGACACGGCCGCUCACACGGAGAUAAGAGAGGGACGCUGAGAGAAACCUGCACCCCACACAGGGAAGAGGAGUCCGGCUCACCAAAAGCACAUUUGUCAGCGUGAGGAGAAUCAUAAGUGCGCAGAGAGAGAGAGAGAGGGGGGGAGGACACGUGAGACCGCGGUGCAUAGAGAACCAUCCUAAUUGAUUAAUAAAAGUAUUAAUUAAAAACAUUUAGAGAGGUAGGAGGGGUGUUUGUGUUGAGCCAUGGAGAACUCUCACACGAAGAGUGUGGAGGAAGUUUACACUCAUUUCUGCGUCAACGAGAGCACAGGACUCUCCCUGGAGGAGGUGAAACGACUGAGGGAGAAAUGGGGCCUGAACGAGUUACCAGCGGAGGAAGGAAAAUCCUUGUGGGAGCUUGUCCUUGAGCAAUUUGAAGAUUUACUUGUUCGUAUUCUUCUGCUGGCCGCAUGUAUAUCUUUUGUCCUGGCCUGGUUCGAGGAGGGAGAGGAGACUAUCACAGCCUUUGUGGAGCCUUUCGUCAUUUUGCUUAUUCUUAUAGCCAAUGCCAUCGUCGGCGUGUGGCAGGAACGUAAUGCCGAGGACGCCAUUGAGGCACUAAAGGAGUACGAGCCUGAGAUGGGCAAAGUGUACCGGCAGGACAGGAAAACCGUGCAGAGGAUCAAGGCCAGAGACAUCGUGCCUGGUGACAUCGUGGAGGUUGCCGUUGGAGACAAGGUGCCUGCUGACAUCCGUAUCUGUUCAAUCAAAUCAACAACUCUGAGGGUGGACCAGUCCAUUCUGACCGGUGAAUCCGUCUCGGUGAUCAAACACACGGACCCUGUGCCCGACCCCCGUGCUGUCAAUCAGGACAAGAAGAACAUGCUCUUCUCCGGUACUAACAUCGCAGCGGGGAAGGCCAUAGGAGUGGUCGUGGCCUCUGGCAUUAACACUGAGAUCGGUAAGAUCCGCGACGAGAUGGCGGCCACCGAGCAGGAGAGGACGCCGCUGCAGCAGAAGCUGGAUGAGUUCGGCGAGCAGCUGUCCAAGGUCAUCUCCCUCAUCUGCAUCGCCGUGUGGAUCAUCAACAUCGGCCACUUCAACGACCCCGUCCACGGGGGCUCCUGGAUCCGCGGGGCCGUCUACUACUUCAAGAUCGCCGUGGCGCUGGCCGUGGCCGCCAUCCCUGAGGGUCUUCCCGCCGUCAUCACCACUUGCCUGGCCCUGGGCACCCGCCGCAUGGCCAAGAAGAACGCCAUCGUCCGCAGCCUGCCGUCCGUGGAGACCCUGGGCUGCACCUCUGUCAUCUGCUCUGACAAGACGGGAACCCUGACCACCAACCAGAUGUCCGUCUGCAGAAUGUUCGUUGUCAACAAAACCGAUGGGGACAGCUGUGCUCUGUCAGAGUUCACCAUCACAGGUUCUACCUACGCACCUGAGGGAGAAGUGUACCAGGAUGGUAAACAAGUUAAAACCUCCCAGUAUGAUGCCCUGGUUGAACUGGCUACCAUCUGUGCCCUGUGCAACGACUCCUCUCUGGACUUCAACGAGGUGAAGGGUGUGUACGAGAAGGUCGGCGAGGCCACAGAGACCGCGCUGACCUGUCUGGUGGAGAAGAUGAACGUUUUCGACACCGAAGUUCACAACCUGUCCAAGAUCGACCGAGCAAACGCCUGCAACUCUGUGAUCAAGCAGCUGAUGAAGAAGGAGUUCACCCUGGAGUUCUCCAGAGACAGGAAGUCCAUGUCUGUCUACUGCACCCCCAACAAGUCUCGCUCCUCCAUCGGCAAGAUGUUUGUCAAGGGGGCCCCGGAGGGAGUUAUUGAAAGAUGCACUCAUGUCAGAGUUGGUAACAACAAAGUUCCCCUCACCAAGAGUAUCAGGGAAAAGAUAAUGUCUGUGAUCCGUGAGUACGGGACAGGUCGGGACACCCUGAGGUGUCUGGCUCUGGCCACACGAGACAACCCGCCCAAGAUAGCGGACAUGGUACUGACAGAAACUGUCAAAUUCUCGGACUACGAGUCCGACCUGACCUUCGUGGGCUGCGUCGGCAUGCUGGACCCUCCCAGGCUGGAGGUGGCUGCCUCCAUCAAGCUGUGCCGCCAGGCCGGCAUCCGCGUCAUCAUGAUCACCGGAGACAACAAGGGCACCGCUGUGGCUAUCUGCCGCCGCAUCGGCAUCCUGGGCGAGGACGACGACGUCGACACCAUGGCCUACACCGGACGAGAGUUUGACGAGCUAUCGUCAUCCGCCCAGCGCGAUGCCGUGACGCACGCUCGCUGUUUCGCCCGCGUCGAGCCGUCCCACAAGUCCAAGAUUGUUGAGAUCCUGCAGGGAUUCGAUGAGAUCACUGCGAUGACGGGCGAUGGCGUGAACGAUGCCCCUGCCUUGAAGAAGGCAGAGAUUGGCAUCGCCAUGGGCUCUGGCACUGCCGUGGCCAAGUCAGCCUCUGAGAUGGUCCUCGCCGACGACAACUUCUCCUCCAUCGUGGCCGCCGUGGAAGAAGGCCGAGCUAUUUACAACAACAUGAAGCAGUUCAUCAGAUACCUCAUCUCCUCCAACGUCGGGGAGGUCGUCUGCAUCUUCCUCACGGCGGCGCUGGGCUUCCCCGAGGCUCUGAUCCCAGUCCAGCUGCUCUGGGUCAACCUGGUCACCGACGGCCUGCCUGCCACCGCCCUGGGCUUCAACCCCCCAGACCUGGACAUCAUGGAGAAGCCUCCUCGUAACGCCAAGGAGCCCCUCAUCUCUGGCUGGCUCUUCUUCAGAUACCUGGCCAUCGGGUGCUAUGUGGGUGCUGCCACAGUUGGAGCUGCUGCCUGGUGGUUUACAGUCUCUGAAGAUGGACCUCAGGUCACUCUGUACCAGCUGAGCCACUUCCUCCAGUGCGCCCCAGACAACCCAGACUUUGACGGCCUUGACUGCCACGUGUUUGAGUCCCCCUACCCCAUGACCAUGGCCCUGUCUGUGCUCGUCACCAUUGAGAUGUGCAAUGCUCUCAACAGUCUGUCGGAGAACCAGUCUCUCCUGCGGAUGCCUCCCUGGGAGAACAUUUGGCUCCUGGGGGCCAUCUGCCUCUCCAUGUCCCUCCACUUCCUCAUCCUCUAUGUGGAACCUCUGCCUGUCAUCUUCCAGAUCACCCCUCUGGAUAUGACCCAGUGGAUGAUGGUGCUGAAGAUCUCCCUGCCCGUCAUCCUGCUGGACGAGCUGCUUAAGUUUGUGGCCAGGAACUACUUGGACUUUGGUAAUCCGCUGGAGAAGCCGGCCAGCAAAGGCUGCUCCCUGUCUGCAUGUACCGAGGGCAUCUCCUGGCCCUUCGUGGCCGUCUCCCUGCCCCUGGUGCUGUGGAUCUACAGCACCGACACUAACGUGUCUGCCAUGUUGUGGCCCUGACUGACUCCAGAUCACUACCCUCCCUGUGCACCAGUGUGAAGUGGACAUUAACACACACAUCUAACACAGUUACAUUAACACGGAACAACUUACAGUCGACACUUGCACUUGAUCUGACAGACUGUCGGCUGUCAGAUCUUUUGUAUUUAGGACAUUUUUUCACCGAUUCAUUUUUCUGGGCUGGGGGGGGGCGAGGCGUAAGUCAUAUUUUAAUGACUUAGACCAACGUUAUGACCAUGUGUUUUACUUUACCAUCACGCUUUUCUCUCUUUUGCUCUUGUUUUGAACAGUUGGGGGAUGCCCACCGUGUCGGAGCUGUGUGUUGAGCUGUACAGAGAAUUUACACUAUUUUAUGAUAAUUAAUAUUUUGUAAUUUUUUGGGAGGGGCUGUGGGGACGAGUAUGCUGGGUGUGAAUGGAUGUAAUUAUAAGGACCGUAUAGUACCAAUACUAAUUUUUGGGGCAAAGACUUAUUUAUAUAUAUAUUUGCCCUGGCAUGAAUCUCUGUAGUCAUUUUUUGAGCUCCAUGCGUCGUCAUUCGUUAUUUUCUGCAUUAGGCAGAGCACAGCUACCUCAAUGCUGUUAAUAUGAUUAUUACUACACAUUUGUCUUAACAACCAUUUCGUAGAUUAUCAGUUGAAGUGUUGAGGUAAGCAUCGUUUUGUUUUGCAGUAGACACUUAAGCCCUCACACAUGUUAAUGAUUUUUUUUUUUUUUUUUUUUAAUAAUAAUUUUCUUUUCUCGAUCAGAGGGAAGCGAGGACAAAGAUAUGUUACCAGUUUGAUCCAGAGCAAUUUUUGAUAAAGUGUUGUUAAAUUUGUUUACUUGAAGAAAAAACACAUUUGUCAUGAUUUUAUUUUAUAGGUUUUUGAGAUUUCUGUCUCAACUUCCGGUCUUCAUUUUGCAUCUAAAUUACAGUUAUCUUUAUAAUGUAUGUAUAAUGUGCACAUACUGUACUUGAAUAUGUAAAAAGGCACCAAGAAGCUGUUAGUCUUAUCAACUGAGAACAAUAUGGACGACCGAUCAUUGGAAGAGUCUGUAUAUCUGUACAUACCACACAAAGUAGAAUCUCUGUAUAGAUUAUUUUGUUGUUGUUUGUUGUUGUUGUCAAAAUGCUCCAUACAUUCAUACUAGUUUACUCAAGCGUGGGCUCAGCCUUUCUGCAUGCCUGCUCCAAUAAUACCAGGCCAGUGAGUGCUUUGAGGUUUUUUUUUAGCUUCACAGCUAACUGUUGUUUCUUCCAAUGCCUUCCACCUGUUUACCUGCAGAGUGAGUACACCUUGACCUGCAUGCUAACUAGCUCUCUCUCUCUCUCUCUCUCUCAUCUUCUGUGUGGUUGAAGAAGCAGCUUUGCCGUCUGUCAUUGCUCGUGUUCAAGACGGCAAUGACAGCUCCUCAUAUUUGUGAUAGGACUAGCAGCUUUUUAUUUUAUUUUAUACUUUUUAAAUGGUACAAACGGAGGAAAAAUAAA
Messenger RNA from Anoplopoma fimbria (sablefish), 5075 nucleotides. RefSeq names its product sarcoplasmic/endoplasmic reticulum calcium ATPase 2-like. Bases 480 to 3605 code for a protein of 1041 amino acids. Gene Ontology annotation, biological process: calcium ion transmembrane transport; intracellular calcium ion homeostasis. The record is from RefSeq and is a predicted model, not a curated record. The transcript is spliced from 20 exons. Gene Ontology annotation, cellular component: membrane. Gene Ontology annotation, molecular function: P-type calcium transporter activity; ATP binding; ATP hydrolysis activity. NCBI's taxonomy places the organism in Eukaryota, Metazoa, Chordata, Actinopteri, Perciformes, Anoplopomatidae.